AUGGCGGCGUCAGAGGGGGCGCGUAGUGGCUGGAGCGAAUCUAGACGACCCUAAAAGGGUUCAUUUUCACACCGACUCGGGGCCAACGCAGAAAACGGUCCUUACUGGUGGUUCCGCUUAUAGAUGCCGUUAAUCUGUCGCCUGCAAAUUUGAUAAAUUGCCUAAUAUUGCUAAUACAAGUGAGGUGGGUGGGCGCAUACUGAUAGCUAUCGCACUAGCAAGCUUGCUAGGACAGCUAGCUUGCUAGCUAGCUUGGAUAGCUGUCUAGCCCGGACUUGAAGAGGGGUCGAAGAAUACUCCUGAAUAGGCCCCUUCUCUCUGUUGGGGGAUGUGAUCCAAGAGGACGGUGGGUUGGCUUGCGACGUCCCAGGGAUUGUAACAUAUAACUCGGAGAGAAAUGGGACAACAGGUUGGACGCGUGGGCGAGGGGGCUUCUUCAGGACUCCAACCGCAGCAGCCGCACUCUCAGCUGCAGCACCCCGGGAAAGCAAGUCGAUCAACUGGCUCCGGGAGGAGACCCAAAGAAGUCGCGACUACUGGAACGCCACCAGGGAGAACAGCCGCUGCUAACUUGUCGGACCCGGGAAUUAAUAUAUUCACUCAACACUCAGAGGCCCUGCACCGGCCGUUUGGGCUGGACUCGGCGGCGUUGACCGAGGCUGUGCGCUGGAGCUCCAAGGAGAAUCUGCUGGGCGCCACCGAGAGCGACCCCAACCUCUUCGUUGCACUUUAUGAUUUUGUCGCCAGCGGCGACAACACACUAAGCAUUACGAAAGGUGAGAAGCUGCGCGUUCUGGGCUACAACCAGAAUGGCGAGUGGAGCGAGGUGCGCUCCAAGAACGGCCAGGGCUGGGUACCCAGCAACUACAUCACGCCGGUCAACAGCCUGGAGAAGCACAGCUGGUACCACGGGCCAGUGUCGCGCAGCGCCGCCGAGUACCUGCUCAGCAGCCUCAUCAACGGCAGCUUCCUGGUGCGCGAGAGCGAGAGUAGCCCCGGGCAGCUGUCCAUCUCGCUGCGCUACGAGGGACGCGUCUACCACUACCGCAUCAACACCGCCUCCGACGGCAAGGUGUACGUGACGUCGGAGAGCCGCUUCAGCACGCUGGCGGAGCUCGUGCACCACCACUCGACGGUGGCCGACGGCCUGGUGACCACGCUGCACUACCCGGCGCCCAAGCGCAACAAACCCACCGUCUACGGCGUGUCGCCCAUCCACGACAAGUGGGAGAUGGAGCGCACCGACAUCACCAUGAAGCACAAGCUGGGCGGCGGGCAGUAUGGCGAGGUGUACGUGGGCGUGUGGAAGAAGUACAAUCUCACCGUGGCCGUCAAGACACUCAAGGAAGACACUAUGGAGGUGGAGGAGUUUCUAAAAGAGGCUGCUGUCAUGAAGGAGGUGAAGCAUCCCAAUCUGGUGCAGCUACUCGGUGUGUGUACACUGGAGCCCCCCUUCUACAUCGUGACUGAGUACAUGCCCCACGGGAACCUCCUGGACUACCUGCGUGAGUGCGACCGUGAGGAGGUGACUGCAGUGGUGCUGCUCUACAUGGCCACGCAGAUCUCCUCCGCCAUGGAGUACCUGGAGAAGAAGAACUUCAUCCACAGGGACCUGGCGGCACGUAACUGUCUGGUGGGCGAGAACCACGUGGUGAAGGUGGCGGACUUUGGGCUGAGUCGGUUGAUGACGGGGGACACGUACCAGGCCCACGCCGGAGCCAAGUUCCCCAUCAAGUGGACCGCUCCGGAGAGCCUGGCCUACAACACCUUCUCCAUCAAGUCAGACGUCUGGGCAUUUGGUGUGCUGCUGUGGGAGAUUGCCACCUACGGCAUGUCCCCAUACCCGGGCAUCGACCUGUCCCAGGUGUACGACCUGCUGGAGAAGGGCUACCGCAUGGAGCAGCCCGAGGGAUGCCCACCCAAAGUCUACGAGCUCAUGAGGGCCUGCUGGCAGUGGAGCCCCAUGGACCGGCCCUCCUUUGCCGAAACCCACCAGGCCUUUGAGACCAUGUUCCACGACUCCAGCAUCUCAGAAGAGGUGGCAGAGGAGCUGUGUAAGACCUCUAGCCAGGGGGCUUCCUCUCACUCCUUCGGCCACGACAUGCCACUCCUGCCCUCCAAGGUGUCCUCCCGGACCCUGCGCAAGCACGCCGAGAACAAGGAGAACAUCGAGGGCGGCCUGGAUGGACGAGGCGACUCUGAAGAAAGAGGAGGAGGAGGAGGAGGAGGAGGGCUGGGCCCCGCAGGCCUGAUGGCGUCUCUGUUGGGAGGGGAGGGCCGUUCGGGCAGCUCCCCAGCGUUGCCGCGGAAGCAGCGCGACAAAUCUCCCAGCAGCCUCCUGGAGGACGGCUCGGAGACCACCUUCACCCGGGACCGCAAGGCCGGCUUCUUCAGCUCAUUCAUGAAGAAGAAGUCUUCCUCCUCCUCCUCUUCCUCACCCUCUGCCCAUGCCCAGCAGAACCUUCCCAUGCCCCCCAAGCGCAGCAGCUCUUUCCGAGAGAUGGAGACGCAGCCCCACAAGAAGUACGAGCCCACGGCGGCGUUCUGCGCCCCGCCGCCCCCAGACGGGCUUGGCUUCUCCCCGUCCCACGGCGAGGCCAACCACGUCCAGGCGCGCUGCUGCGGCGCCGCCUUCGGUCAGAAACCCGGUGCGCCCUCCGGUGGACAGGUAGGGGGUAGCAGCAGCGGCAGCAGCAGCGGUAGCAGCUGGGGAAGCCUGGCCGGCUUCUUCACCCCACGCCUGAUCAAGAAGACCCUGGGGCUGCGCUCGGGUGGGGGCAAGUCCCAGAGCUCGGACGAGAAGCCCUUCCCCAGGUCCAACUCCACCUCGUCCAUGUCGGCGGGGCUUCCCGAUCUGGAGCGGAUGGCUCUGACGCUGCCACGCAAGAGCAGCAGCAGCAGCAGCAAGCCCCCGCUGGAGCGGACGGCCUCCACCACCUCGCAGCCCGAGAACGGGGCUCCCGGCCGGCCGGCAGAAGCGCCGCUCACGCUCCGGAAGAUGGACGAGGGCACGGCGCAGAUCCGCGAGCGGCCCAAGGCCAAGCUGCUGCCGCGCGGCGCCUCGGCGGCCACCAGGGUACCAGGCGUAGGGGGCGAGGGAGAUGGCGCCGGUCAGCAGGACACGAUGGGGGGACAGGACAGGCAGGGCUGGUCGUCGCCAUCGAAAAGUGGCUCAGCGGGCGUGCACAACCACAAGGUGCCGGUGGUCAUCUCGCCCACGCUAAAACACAGCCCGGCGGACGUGCACCUGGUCGGGGUGGACUCGCAGGGCAACCGCUUCAAGCUGCUCACGGAUCACCAGUCCGCCGAUAGAGACCGGCCACGGCUGGUCAAGCCCAAGUGCGCACCCCCUCCUCCGCCCACGCUGCGCUCGCUCUCGCAGCCCUACGGGGCGGAGGGGCCAGACGAGUUCCCUCCAGAGGUCAACGGCGAGGCGCCCACGCCCACGAAACGUUCAGGCCGGGGCGGCGGAGGAGGAGGGGAGAGGGAGCGAGAGCGGGGGAGGCCGGCCGUGGCCCCUCCGCAAGUGCCCCCGGCCCCCUCGCCCUCCUCCACCCCGACCAAGCUGGCCAACGGCGCCUCCACCACCACCCACACCUCCUCGGUGGCCUCCAAGGUGGCGUUGCGGCGGACUCGGCAGCAGGUGGAGCGCGUGCUCCCCGACAAGGUCAGCAAGGAGGCCCUGCUGGAGUGUGCCGACAGCCUGAGCAGCGCUCUCCACAGCAGCGCCGAGCCGGCGUCCAGCAGCUUGGUGCUGGACGCCGGGCACCAGCUCCUGGACUACUGCUCGGGCUACGUGGACUGCAUCCCCCAGACGCGCAACAAGUUCGCUUUCCGCGAGGCCGUGGGCAAACUGGAGCUCAGCCUGCAGGAGCUCCGCGCCUCCUCCGGGACAGGAGGUGGAGGAGGAGGUGGAGGAGGAGGUGGGGGUUUAGGGAACACUCCCGCUUUGGACAACUUGCACAGCUGCAUUAAAGAAAUCAGUGACGUGGUGCAGAGGUAGCCACUGUGAAGACCUUACCCCCCCCCCUUUUCCCCCCCUUUUCCCCCCUUUGACUCCCUCUGAACUUCCAAUCUCUCAAUAUCUCCAUUUUUAUUUCAAACCACAGAAACACAACAAAAUGGAAAUGACAAAGUGGGUUUCUGUAACAAGUGUUUAUUUAAUCUUUUGGGGGGACAGAGAGUGCAAAUCUCAGAAGUACCUCAGAUACACACACAGACACACACACACAAACACACACAAAAUACUACAGACAGUCUCAGUAUUGUUUACAGCUGAUUCUCAGUAUAGACCGGUGGAGAACACAGUUCUGAACAUGUAUAUAAGCUCGUCAUGUACACCAAACUACCAGUAGUUUGAGUUACUCAGAUGACUAUCUCUGACUGACUAAAUCACAUGCCAAUCAAAACACAUCAUGUCAAAGUUCAGUCAAUCAGGGUUACUGACCGGAACAGGCAUGAUGAGUCUACACAUUCAAGUGCCACCAAUGUCUUGAAACACGAUAGUAGUGAUAGAGGUUCACACCUUUGGGAGGAGUCCCACACGUGGCAACACUAUAGAUCACUCACAUGCAUAUCUGUUGUAACUGGAUGCCAUCAAACCCCAGUGCACAAACCUCACAAGAACUGGUAGGGCUGUAGAACAGAUGUGUGCUGUAUGGGACAAGUGUAGAUCAACGUUAUUAAUCCCCUGGACCAUUCUACAAAGAGAGGGUACCAUGUAGCCAGAAGUGUCUGUAGGUUCAGUUUAGUUGUUAACUUGUUUUCAGUUAGUUCCUUCAUUGGUGAUCAGCCAAAACCAUUCAUGGUCUAUAGCCACAAGGUUAGCCCCCUUUGGUUAAAUUGAGCCAUAUACAUUUCAUCUCAAGAGGAGUACUCGUGGUGCUAUUUGAGUUUGUAAGUCACUCGUUAAUGUUCUCAUUUGCUGGGUGCAGGGUAGGGCCCUGUAACAAUUAAUGAUUGGAAAGGGUCAGGCCGUGUGUGUAUAGGAGAAGUUGCCUUCAGAUUUGAACAGUACUGAAAUCCAUCAGUUCUGUCCCAAUGUGCCUGGUUUGUCAUACACUAAAAUGCAACUCUGAUCAAUAGCAUCUUAGGCCCAUCACAUUUCCAAUUCAUCACAUUAAGAGCAAAGUUGAAUUUCAGAGGUGCGUUUUCAUUUUUUUAUGUUUUCUAUUAUAAUUUUAUACCUGCACAAAAAUUGUGCGGUAGCCUAAUGGUUUCACUUUAGAAUAUGUUUGUGUAUAAACUUGAAUUUUUAAAUUAUUUUUAUUAAAAGCACAGACAUCAUGUUUUUAAAAACCUUUUCUUUUGUAAAUAUUGUGCAUUAUUUCAUGUCCAGGAAAGUUCAUGGAUGUCACAUUACCCUUGGGUACUGGGAUGUAUACAGCUGGACUGAUGUUUAGAGUUAAAAUGCAGAAAUGAACGUGGGAGACGCUCCAUCCCCCAUUGCUUCAACUACACUAUGAAUGUAUGCUGUCUUGUGUUCUAUUUCUCUCUCUCUCUCUUGCUCUGUCUGUCUCUCUCUUUUUCUUUCCUCUCUCUCCAUCACUCUCCAUCUUUCUUCAUCUCUGUCUUUCUCUGAUUCAAAUGUUGGAAUGUUCUGUCUUUCCAUUGUUCAUUUCCCACACCUUAUCCAUUGGAAGGUGUGCAGUGUUGCACCCAUUUGAAGUCUUUGCCAUCAGUAUGAGUCCGAUAUUAGAAUACAUCGGCUGCCAUGUUCAAAAUAAGCCUAAAGGAAAUCUGAUUUCCUCUUCCUGCCCAGGCAUGCAUUGUGUCGCUGUAGAGAAGAGUUAUCGAUUUCCAGGCUAGUGGUCCAGACCGUGGAGUCUGAAUUUUCCAGAGCCUGUCUUAACUUUAUUAUUUCAUUCACUAAAGCUGGCCUUCAGUUUCCAGUUAACAGAGGUUUGGCCAAUAAUAACACAAAAAAUGAAAUAAUUCAUAAAGUGAAGUGACGAUCACUAAAAACAAUGUAUUAACAUUUAUAACAUCAAAUGCCUAAACACAAGAGAGCUCCAUGAUGUAAGAAAUUGGUUAGGUUAAUUAAUGGUAUGUGUUGCUCAUUCAACAGGUCUCAAUAGCAGUAGAUCAUUUACACUGGAGAGAACUUAAAACAGGGAAGGUAUUUAUGGCUUAGCUUCUUGUAGUUCUAUCAUGUAGACCUUUGUAUAAUCUAUGGAAACAGCAAUGGAAUGACUGAAAGUUGAGCUUCUUGCAUGUCAUUGCUACAGCUCUGUCUUUUCCAGUCCUGUUCUUACAACAUGAUGGAUUUGUAGAAUGUUGCACAGUUUCCCUCUGACCAACCAGUUACCACCAUGUGUCAUUCUUAUUAAGCAUCUCACUUCAAAUGAUAGCAUUUCUACCUACUGGACAUAUUUCCCUUUAUGGUGUACGGUGCCUUCGGUAAAAGAUUUGUUUUGUGCACUACUAAGUGAAGAGACAUGGUCGGUUCUUCCCCAAGCCCCGUAUCCACAUAGCAAUUUAUUGUCCCACUAAACAGAAAAACCUGCCAUCAUGUAUUGCAUGUUAAAUAAAAGGUGCUGGCAGCCCAUGCCUUGCAGAUUAGUUGGUCACAGCCUAAUGUCCUGUACCACAGCCUUUUUACAACGGCCUGCAAGUUCUUCACUUAAUGCUUAAAGGUAAUGCAGUUACACACACCUGGUACAUGCUUACUGUAUUGUGCACCCAUGCUUUUACCAUUGACAUGGGGUAAAUGUUUUUCAAGAAAAAAAAUAGAUAUAUUCAACCCUGCCCCUUAUUCUUUAAAAAUAUAUAAAUAUUGUUCUUGAUGCCUGCUUUGACGGUUAUUUUUUCGCCUUCUGUAAUGGUCAAGGUUUUCUGCUCUUCUAACAAUGUGACAUUUAGAAUAAAAACUCAUCAGUUCUUCAUCACCGUUCAAACUGAGGAAUAUACAAAAUGUUCUGGGAAAAUGAGUGCAUUACAAAUAUGUAUUUUUCUCUUACUGCCUUUUGCAUCAUCAAAACUGAUGUCACGAGGCUAGUGCACUGGAUGCCAAUCUGUCACAUAAUCUAUUAAGAGGUCAUGCAUAACCAGAACACAUGGCUGUGUCUUUUAAAGUAUUUUGGUUUCGGAAUGUCCCAUUUCAGUCAACUGAUACUUAGUUAAUGUGGCUUAAUUUUUUAGACAAUAUGUCUUUAUUUAUUUGAUGCCUUAAUUUAUUUUUCCAUUUAAUUUCAUUUUUUUUAUUAUUAUUAUCCUGGAAACUCCUUUGGAGGCUGUCUCUUUUAAUGGUCUAAAAAGUGCUGAAGAAAUUGUAUGUAAGCAUCAUUUAUACCAAAGGCCACUUAUUCUUCAGUCCUUAAAGUGCAAUGAGAAUGGAACACUCUUAAUUUUGAAUAUAUGUGAAUUUAACAGGGAU
This is a messenger RNA of Alosa sapidissima (American shad), 7375 nucleotides long. It is a transcript of the gene abl2, whose product is annotated as c-abl oncogene 2, non-receptor tyrosine kinase. Gene Ontology annotation, biological process: protein phosphorylation; regulation of apoptotic process. The transcript is spliced from 11 exons. Gene Ontology annotation, molecular function: protein binding; non-membrane spanning protein tyrosine kinase activity; ATP binding. Lineage: Eukaryota; Metazoa; Chordata; Actinopteri; Clupeiformes; Clupeidae. The record is from RefSeq and is a predicted model, not a curated record. The coding region runs from base 398 to 4003 and encodes 1201 amino acids.